UCGUUCUGCUUCACAGGGAAGCAAAGAAGAUGUUUUAUAUGCAUUUGUAGACAGUUCAUGAAAACCUUAUGGCCUUUUUGAUAACGUGCAAUUCCGCAGAAAUAGCUUAUAUAUAUGUGAGAUUGAAUUCAUUCUAUAACUGUGAUGACACUUGGACCUGAAACAAAAACAGACCUCGAUGUGAAAUGUUUGAGGAGGAGAUGGUGGAGCAGGGAAAGGUGGAGUUUCUGAUAGGAAGAAUGUGGUGCCAUUCUGUGGAGGAGGAGGCAACCAACUCGGUGCCAGCGGCAUUUUGGCUAAACUCUGAAGCGUUUCCAGGGGAACGACAGCUUGUGAAGUCGACUAAACUCACUGGAAUCCUCAGAAAUAAAGGAAACUGGCUCCGAAUAGAUAGAAGUCAACUGGUGAAGGAUCACAUGACCUCAUCUGAGUGUCACAGGCGGUGCUGCAGCCUUGGUAACCGGAUCAGUUUGAAGCAGCGCCGGAUCCCAAGUUCUGUCUGAGAGAGAAUGCUGGCGCUGGCUAAGACUUUUUAUGCCACUUCAGAAGCAGGAUGGCUGGAUGGUGGAUUUGUGGUUGCAUGAUCGCAGGAGAAGAGCAGGAAAACUGACUCCAGCCUGCAACACUCCCAGUGUCUGGAUCAGAAACAGCUGAUGGAGGAGGAAGUCAGAACCAUGACUUGGGAGAAGGACCGAGUGGAGCUGGUGUGGAGAGAGCGGCUGCUGCGCUGUCAGAGGCAGCUGAAGGCAAAAGAGGAGGAGAUGAGCCGCCAGUCCCAGUACUUCGAGGGCUUUAAGAGCCAACUUCAGCACAAGCUCACUGUGAGCCGAGACAGGGAGGAGAACCUUCAGAACCGCAUUUACACUCUGGAAAAGCAGCUUCUUGAACUGACUGUGAGUGCUGCUACUGGCGUCGCCGCCAUAAGUCAGGUCCGGAUAGCAUCUGAAACUCCGGUCCAGGUGGACGAGCUUCUGUUCUUGAGAGGAGAAGGUGAAGGAGAGGAGGAGAAUCGGGAGGAGAGGAGGAAGAUUGUCCAUCACCAAGGGACUGAGCAAAAAGAAGAACCAGCAGCAGAUGGAUAUGCAAAGGAAAGCCAGCUCCGGAAAUGCCUGUUGAAUCUGAAAGCGGAUCUCAAUGUGCUUCUGGAAAGAGAGGAGAGUGGGAUGAUGAUGAGGAGGAAGAUGGUGGAAGAGCUGCAGGAAGCUCAGGAGAACAGUCACUUCCUGAGCUGCAAGGUGGAAGAGAUGGAGGCUGAGAUCCUCCAGCUGAAGUUGGCUGAACGCUCCCUGCUGCAGGAGGUGGACGAGCUGAGGGAGGAAAAUUACAGACUCAAGGAGAAGCAGAGCGGAGUGACUAACCAAACAAGCGAUCAAUCCGCUGCAAUCCCUGAAUCAACAGGCCCAUAUCCCAGCUCCCUCAGCGGCAGCACUGCUGUUUGCUCGGUUCCCUCCACCACAAAUCGUCCUCAUCCCUCUGCUGGCAGUGAUGGAGAAUUUGUCUUGGAUAUCAAAGAUGUCAAGUCAAGUGCAGUUUCCCACUUUGGCCACCAAGGGGCGGUGAUGAGCACCUUCAGUUUGGCAGUGGAAACAGUCGAUGAUUUGAAAUUCGGGAGCUGGUGCUCCAGCGGAGCGCUGAACUUGGAGGAAGCCCCCAGUGAGGAAUCUGAUGCCUUGAGGGAAGCAUACCGAAGCUUGGGGUUCGGCGAGGAUCUUCAGGCUCUUCAGGAGCAGUGCGAUUGCCUGGAGGCCGCCUUGCAGCAAGCACAGGUGCAGCUCCAGGUUCUGUCUCAGGAGAACACUCAACUGAAGGAGCAGCUUGGAAAACAAACAGAUGGUGAACCCGCAAUCGCAGAGGAAGGAGAAGAGCCAAGCAGUCUAGUCAAAGCUCUGAAUGAAGAGAACCGAGCCUUGGCUGCCAGAAUCCAGGAGCUUGUGGCCCACAGUGAGCUUGAUGAUGAAGUGCGGAGACGAGAUGAGUCCCAGAUGAAGGAGCGUGUAUCCACCCUGGAGGAAGAGCGAGUCAGGCUGGAGCUGGAGGUCCAAGAACAAGCCUGUUUGAUCACAGAGCUCACUAAGAAGACUGAAGAUGACCUCAAUAGCAUCAUGGAGUUGCAGCAGAAGCUACACCAGUGUGAGAAACGUGUGCAGGAGACAGCAGGAAUUCGAGAGUUGUGCAGGUCCCCCUGUCCGAGUGCUUUACCGCCGACAAACAUCGAUGAUGUCAUUGAUAUUCUGGUGGAGAGUGUGAUUAACCUGGAUGAGGAACCACAGGAAUCAAGUCCCAAAUCUUCUCCCCACUCAAAUGUUCAAGCGCUAAGUGAAGGAGCAGACCAGCUCACCAAGUCGAUCCAGCAUCUCAGAGAAGAAGAACAGGAGUUGCUCAGCAAUAUUAGAUCUCUGAGGGAGCAGCAGAGGGAAGUCACACUGUCGGUUCAAGCGCUGGCAGAAGAGAAGCGACAGCUAACGCGUCAGGUUUGGGGACUGAAAGAGGAAAAAGAUGACGUCAGUAAAGCUCUGUCUGGUCUUCAACAAGAGAAGGAGCAUCUCAAGCGUGCAGUGUGUGGACUUAAGGAGCAGCUCAGAAGGUGCACGUCCGAGCUCGAGAUGGAAAGAGAGAAAGUGUUGAGCAGCAAAUCUGAUGAGAUUGACUUUAUUCAAACUCUGCAGGCAGAGAAGGAGCAGCUCAGUCAAACUGUGCUCAGUUUGAAACAGGAAAAAGAUGAGCUUAUGGCUGCCAUUCAAGGCCUGAAAGAAGAACGGCAGCAAUUUAUUGUCGGCGCAGAAGGUCAUGACAGUCUGCUGAAGUCUCUCAGCAGCUUGAAAGAUGAGAGAAAGGAACUUGAAGAUUCAAUCAGCUGCUUAAGAGAAGAGGAAAGACGAGUCAAGGAUGCGGUUGAGGAUUUAAAAGAGCAAAGGAGGAAGCAAAAUGUAAAGCAGAAGAAAUCUCCGCUGUUGACUGCCGACUGUCAGCGUGCUGAACUGCUGAGGGAGCUAGAGGAUGCUACACUGCGAGGUCUCUGCAAGGAAGAGGCUCGCAGCAGUUCAGCAGGAGAGAGAGAAGCUCUGAGUGCAGAGCUGAAGAAGUCCCAGAAGGAACUCGACACCAAACACCAAGAGAUGAAGACACUACAUGGUGAGGUGCAGCGUUUGAUGGUGCAGAGAGUCGAGGCAGAGCGAGCAGCAGGUGAGAACCUGAAGAGAGUCGCCGUUUUAAGCUGCCAGGUGGAAGACAUUAGGAUUGAAAAUGACUCUCUUGCAGCUCAGGUGAAGGAGUUGCGACUGAAAGUAUCCAAGCUACAGGGAGAAAAGGCAGAUGUUUUGACACUACAGGCACAGGUUGAAGAGAAAUACAACAUCACUGCGGCUCAGCUCAAAGCCAAGUCUGGUGCUUUGGACCAACUCAACUCUGAGUACAUGGCUCUGAAGAGUCGAGGCAACCAGGACGAUGUGACCGUUGAGCUUGUCUCUCUUAGAUCACAGCACGACAGCAUCAGGGCAAAGUAUGAUUCUCUUCUGAGAUCAAAGAGUCCCUCUGAUCUGGAUCUUGUUCCAUUAAAGGCCAAGCUGUCCUGUCUGGUGUCCAAAUGUCAAGAGAGGAACAGCGUGUUGGUGCAACUGGUCAAAGCCAUGCGUAAACACGGCUGCUUGGAAGCCUCACUCUCCAAGCAAGUGGACAGGUUGCUGAGUGACGCGGUGCUGGAUGACUAUUCAAAAACAUUAAUCCCAGGAGGCCAUCAGAAAACCCAGAGCCCCUGUGGCAGGGCGACACCAGGACCAACAAGCGUCAACAGGUGUCAGGAAUACACUGGUGAGGUCACCACUGAUCACCUGACGCCUGUUCUCCAGCACGGUGCAACAGAUAUGCCAAGCACGCCAGGAGCUGCUGCUCAAGCUAACAACAGCGAUGUCAAAUCUGUCCUCACCACGACACGGAAGGACAAGGCCAACCACCCUGUGCCAUGCUUGUACAGCAACACCAGCAACAAGGUCCAACCAUCGCCCGACCAAACUGCAGAGCAGGGAUCGAGUGCCAAAAAGGUGCCUUCGUCUCCCAACAAACCAGACAAGUAUCGUCUGGUUCAGAAGGCAGAGUCCACACCAGAUCUGUCCCGCCUGACCUCAGCCAGUUCUUCGCCUCUCGCUGAGCAGUGUCACGACAGCAGCAGCAGGAGGAGGCUGAGCAGCCCGGAGAAAAUCAUCAACCUGCACCAGCAACUGCAGCAGACUCUGUUGAGCAGCUUUCAGGCUCCACGAGGAUUUGGAUGGGAAGAGCAGUGGGACAAAAGUCAGUCUUGUGUGUCCAACAGAGACAGUAAAAGCCUUCCUCCCUCAUUACGUGGCAGUUCAGUAACCAUGGCAACAGAGGAGCCUCCAUCAGCGAAAAGUCCCUCACUUUUUAAAGCGGUGACCUCCAGAUCUGCGAACUUGCCUUUUGGCCCAAACAUGCUGACGAACCAAAGCCUGAGAGCCGUGAAGUCGUCUUGCAUUUUUGGCUCUGCAACGUCGGUCAACGCAAACUCCACGUCGCGCAACAGCACCAAGAUCACAUCUGUAAAGCCCAAGGUGACAACUUUGAGGAUCCCGGACAAGAACGAUAGUCGGCUAACAGAACCAUCAUCUUCUGAUCCGAAGACAAGACCCCAGAAUUCUCCGUCUUUGGACUUCCCUCCCAAAACACCUGCCUCUGGCACUGCCGCCACAAGUCUCCCACUCGCCAGCGACGGUGCCUUUAAAAGCACGACUUCCUUGUUGGAUGAUGCUGCAUCUUCCAGUCUCUCCAGACCCACUUCCUGUACCCGGUCUGAGCACAGCUCGCCUGAGAGGACCUAUUCUAGAGGCUCCCCAGUUCCACCUCCAGAGAAGAUGAAACAGCCAAGACCAAAUCCAGAAGCUCCAUCAGAGGUGUGCUCAGUGAAGGUCAUCAGAAGAGUGGGUCAGUGCAGCCUCAUGAUUGGCUGGGAGAGACCCCCCCUGGACGAGCUGGGCUGCAGUAAUGGCACUUUCGUCUAUGGAUACAGGGUGUUUGUUGACGGGAGCUUCCACAAGUCGGUCCUGAGCUCGGCCUGCACCAAGUGUGUUCUGGAGAACGUCGACGCGAGCGUCCCAGUCAACAUCAGUGUCCAAACACUGGGAGCGAACGGCUUGUGUUCUAACAGAGUGCAGGUUGCGUUUGAGUCUGCAGGCAGCGCAGAGCACUGAGGCAUCACAACCUGGCGUUGAAGAGCUCCGGUAGCUGCAACCAUCUGUAACCUCAGCCAAGGCCAAGUGAAACGUUUACAGUCACACUGCCUGUCCCUCCGCACCACGUGAGCGUGAGGUCAUCGAAUUCCAAAUGAACGGCGGGUGUUCUUACCUUUGACUUGCCACCGAAUCUCAGUGACGAGAAAAGCUGAAACAUUUAACAAGUGGAUACCUGAGUAAGACUGUGGAGACUUUCGGACGCACAACCUCACACAACUCUUUGGACAUCAAAUAAAUGCCUUCUCUUUUCGCGACGCUUUCAGUUGUUGACUGUUUUUUUUUUUUUAACCGCAUUGUUUUACACUACAAGCCAAAUAUGAGAAGAGAUUUACCCCAAAGACUGACUUCUGCUCCUCGUAGGUUUGUACAAAAAACUCCAAACACUGUUUAAGUUUGAGGAUUUUGCACACAAUCAUUUAAAUAUAUAUAUUAAAAAGGAGAAAUUAUCACCAAUAUUUUUAUGUCGAGAAAAAUAUAGAUAUGGUUCACAAUACUUCUGAAUGAUUUAACUUGCGUUCAAUAGAUGUUGAGCACUUGUUUGAUACACCUCAUAUAUACAUUUGUUAUGGUUGUGAAGUCAUAAAUGUGUGGAAAGUAUUUUUCUAACAGCAACAAAAGUUUUCUCACUGAUGUCACUUGACUGUACCAAAAUAAAUGUUGAUAUAUUUAC
Messenger RNA from Synchiropus splendidus (mandarinfish), 5910 nucleotides. It is a transcript of the gene jakmip1, whose product is annotated as janus kinase and microtubule interacting protein 1. Lineage: Eukaryota; Metazoa; Chordata; Actinopteri; Syngnathiformes; Callionymidae. The record is from RefSeq and is a predicted model, not a curated record. The transcript is spliced from 18 exons. Gene Ontology annotation, molecular function: microtubule binding; GABA receptor binding; kinase binding. The coding region runs from base 654 to 5198 and encodes 1514 amino acids.